Dipodomys spectabilis (banner-tailed kangaroo rat) is the source of this 2082-nucleotide messenger RNA. RefSeq names its product sorting nexin 20 (gene Snx20). Gene Ontology annotation, cellular component: early endosome membrane. The record is from RefSeq and is a predicted model, not a curated record. Bases 152 to 1102 code for a protein of 316 amino acids. Gene Ontology annotation, molecular function: protein binding; phosphatidylinositol phosphate binding. Gene Ontology annotation, biological process: protein transport. Lineage: Eukaryota; Metazoa; Chordata; Mammalia; Rodentia; Heteromyidae. The transcript has 4 exons.
UCCUGUUUUCAUACAGGAAACAGCAAAGCCAAGCAGCAGACAAGGCAGACACUCAUACACGUAACUUGCCAGAGGUUGAAACAGAGAGCCGACCUUCUCUUCCUGGACCGGUGGACCCCCACAGUGCCUGGAGACUUCAGCAGCCUCCAGCAUGGAGAGUCCAGAGCACCCCGAGAGCCCUGGCUGGACAGGACCUGUAACCCCGUGUACAACAAGGACCAGGCAGGAAGCACCAGCCACAGGCCCAGACCUUCUCUGUGUAGGACCUGACGGACAUUUAGAUGCCCUCAGUGGCCCGAGCUCCAACUCCAGCAUGACCACUCGGGAGCUGCAGGAGAGCUGGCAGAAGGAGAAGGGCCACUGGAAGCCGGUCAAGCUGCUCUUUGAGAUCGCUUCAGCACGCAUCGAGGAAAGAAAACUCUCGAAGAUCGUGCUGUACCAGAUCGUCGUCGUCCAGACCGGGAGCUUCGACAGCGGCCCGGCGGUGGUGGAGCGGCGCUACUCGGACUUCGAGCAGCUGCACCGGAGCCUGCGCAAGGCGUUCGCGGAGGAGAUGGAGGACGUGGCGUUCCCGCGGAAGCGGCUGGCGGGCUGCCUGGCGGCGGCGGCGGUGGGCGAGCGCGCGCGCGCGCUGCGCGAGUACCUGCGGCAGGUGCACGCCCUCCGCGCCGUGCGCCGCUCCCGCGAGUUCGCCGACUUCCUCACGCGGCCCGAGCUGCGCGAGGCCUUCGGCUGCCUGCGCGCCGGCCGCUACGCGCGCGCGCUCGAGCUGCUGGGCCGCGCGCUGCCGCUGCACGAGAAGCUCACGGCGCACUGGGCCCCCGCGCGCGUGCCCGCGCUCUGCGCGCUGCUGCUGUGCCACCGCGACCUGGGCCGCCCCGCCGACGCCUUCGCGGCCGGCGAGCGCGCCCUGCGCUGCCUGCAGGCCCGGGAGAGCCACCGCUACUACGGGCCGCUGCUGGACGCCAUGGUCCACCUGGCCUACGCGCUGGGCAAGGACUUCGUGUCCCUGCAGGCCCGGCUGGAGGAGAGCCGGCUGCGGAGGCCCGCGGACCGCAGCGUCACGCUCAAAGAGCUCACGGUGCGCGAGUACCUGCCCUGACCCCGCCGCCCGGCGGCCCUUUGGGGCUCCCUUUGGGGCUCCCAUGGUGCCCAGGGAAGCCUCUGUUUGUGUCUUGUUUCCCUUGGGUGCCGGGCUUGUCAUCCUAGCCAUUCAGGGGACUGAGAUCUGCAGAUCAUGGUUCGAAGCCAGCCUGGACAGAAAAGCCCGUGAGACGCUUAUUUCCCAUAAGCUACCAUAAAAGCCAGAAGUGGCACCGUGGCUUACGCGAUGGAGUGUUAGUCCUUGAACAGAAAAGCUUAGGGACAGAGCCUAGGCCCUGAGUUCAAGCCCCAGGACCAGCACAAAAACAAAAACAAAAUCCCUACAAGCUCAGCUGCCAAGACUUUGGGAAUGAUAUGGAAAUUACCUGUUUCUGUGCCCUGCCAGAGGAGAAAUUUAUGUCGAGUGUCACCCAUAAAGCAGCACGUCAUUUUCUGGCCAGAAGGCUCUCUCCAGCGGCCCAGGCUCCUUCCUCUCCUCCUGUGGGCCUGAGGGCUGCUUGCAAAUAUUCCCAGCCAUCCUGACGUCUAUCUUUUCUCUUGUAAAGCCACCCCUCUCCCUCAGUAGGUUCAAAACUCAUAUUGCCCCUCCAGGUCAGCUUCUCCCAACCCUCCCCAGGAUAAUGUCUAGUCCAAUGAUCUGACCUGAUUAGUGAUCCAGGCUGGUUUGAGUCAAUAUAUGGAAGGCUGGGACCCUGUGAAGACCUAAGCCAUCUGGCUGAGCUUAUCAAGGUGCAUUAAGGGACUGUAAUUGGAGAACGUUAAUAUGGGGAACCACCUUGUCCUGGAUAGGGGUCUGGCUCAAAGGAGAGGUCAAGGUACUCAUGGACCAGCAUUCACCAGACUGCACCAGAUGCUGUUCAACAGCGUCACCUUGUGGUAGUCACUGUAGUGUUUGCCAAGAAAGUCCUUAAGUCCCUGAAUACUGGAGGAGGAAGACAUUCAACUGAGCAUAUGAGAAAUUAAAGUGCUGAAUGGAAA